Linum trigynum is the source of this 2538-nucleotide messenger RNA. Lineage: Eukaryota; Viridiplantae; Streptophyta; Magnoliopsida; Malpighiales; Linaceae. The record is from the annotation of a GenBank genome assembly.
UUGGGAGAAUUUAUUUAUUAAUGUUUUGUAUUUUGAAAUGUUUUCCAAAAAUAUCAGUGGAAACUUGAAGGUUCCAGUGGUGGUGGUGGGGCCUUUUUUUUGGGCUCGGAUUUGGCGAAAGGAAUGAGAGGAAGAUAUGGAAUACGUAUCAUGGCUGAACCCCACAAAACGACUUGCGACUUAUCCAAGACAGAUCGAUCUCUCCCCGCCAAGCUUCUUCCCUUCCCUCCAUUUCCCCUCUGCUUGGUCCUAAAUUCUUCUCUUCUUCUACUGUCAUGAAACCCGCGCUUUCUUUCCUCAAGGUAAUGUGUGUCUCCCUCUCUGGUUCUCUUACUUCACUGGGUAGCUUCUAAUUCUACGAAAUCGGUGCUCCUCAGUGGAGGGCCAGUUGGCAAUGACUGAAUUUUGCUUGUUUAAUUGCUUCUUCCCCUCCCUUUCUGCUUACUGGGUUCUUGCAUCUCCAUUCAAAGUUUGCUCUCCACUCUUAAACUUCCAUUUGGGUUUCCUCCAAAAACUCUCUUAUACGUUUCUGAAAUUGGUACUACCGCAAAACCGAGUUGAGACUAGUAGCCAAGAUGAUUUGCUUGUACAGUUUGUUGUGUGAGCUAAACUUGCUUGGCGAUUGUUGGGCUUAGAGCUAAACUGAGCUUCACUUUGCUAAUGGGAAUAACUGUUGUUUGCUUUUGUGCUACUAUUGUCGCUCUGUGGUCUGAAAUUGAAAACUGUAUUAGGGAAAAUGUAGGCUUUGAUCUCAAUGGUUUUGAAUCUUGGCCCUUUUUUUCAUUAUAGUAGUACGAGUUGGGCAACCCCUCCAUCCACUGCUGUAGCUUAUCCCUUUUUUCCUGUUAACAAACAGAAUUACACAGUCUAAACUAUGGAACUAGCUUGGAAAACCAUUUGCUUGCCUCGGGAUGAAGUUCUGGGCGUCUCCUACACUGGAUCAGGAUUUGCAAAUGGUGAAAUAACCUACGGGAGAAGGGCCAAGGGGCGCCAUUUUCGCAGUUUACUUGUGAUGAGAAUUUCACAGCAUAGCAGGAACCCUGGAAACUUUCAUUUGGCAAGGUCUUGUAGAUUGGAUACCGAAGUGGUAGUUAAUAGCACAAAUCAGCUGCUCCAAUGGAGAAAGAAGCUCGCUUCAUGUUCUAGUAGCACCAGCACGACCAUACUCAAGGUGAAACAGAUACUAUCAAAUGUCUCGAAACGACAGUACUUGGAAGUCUUGGGAAUAUUAGCAUUUUCAUUGUUGGUCAUUCCAUCUUCAGCGGAGGCAGUCGAUGCUCUCAAAACUUGUGCUUGCUUGUUGAAGGAGUGCAGGCCAGAAUUUGCCAAGUGCAUCUCGAAUCCCUCAUGUGCCGCCAAUAUUGCUUGCCUUCAGACCUGCAAUAACCGGCCUGAUGAAACUGAAUGCCAGAUCAAAUGUGGGGACCUGUUUGCAAACAGCGUUGUGGAUGAGUUCAAUGAGUGUGCAGUCUCUCGAAAGAAGUGUGUGCCUCAGAAAUCUGAUGUUGGAGAAUUUCCUGUCCCUGAUCCGGCAGUGCUUGUCAAGAACUUUAACAUUUCUGACUUCACAGGGAAAUGGUUCAUCACCAGUGGUCUAAACCCUAGCUUUGAUGUUUUUGAUUGCCAAUUGCAUGAGUUUCAUACCGUAGGCGACAGACUUGUGGGGAACAUAUCAUGGAGAAUAGGGUACCCAGAUGGAAGCUUUAUUACCCGGAAUGCAGAGCAGAGGUUUUUGCAAGAUCCAAUGCAGCCCGGUGCACUCUACAACCAUGACAAUGAGUACCUUCACUAUCAAGAUGACUGGUAUAUCCUCUCUUCAAAGAUUGAGCAGAAAGCUGAUGACUACGUAUUCGUGUACUAUCGGGGGAGGAACGAUGCAUGGGAUGGCUAUGGAGGUGCUGUUGUCUAUACAAGGAGUGCAGUCUUACCAGAAAGCAUUGUACCCGAGCUCGAGAGAGCAGCUAAGAGUGUGGGACGAGACUUCAGCAAGUUCAUUAAAACCAACAACACCUGUGGUCCCGAGCCUGCCCUUGUUGAGAGAUUGGAAAAGACAGUUGAAGAAGGAGAAAAGACCAUCAUAAGAGAGGUUGAAGAAAUAGAAGAACAAGUCCUGGAGGCCGAAAAGACCGAGCAGACUUUAUUCCAGAGAUUGGCAGAGGGGUUUAAAGAGCUCCAGCAGGAUGAAGAAUACUUCUUGAGAGAGCUAAGUAAAGAGGAGAUGGAUUUAUUGAAUGGGCUCAAAAUGGAAGCCAGUGAACUGGAGAAACUCUUUGGAGGUGCUCUGCCAUUGAGGAAGUUGAGAUAGUAGUUCUCACAUUCAUUUUCUAUAUUCAUCCCCCACAAGCCUCCAUAGUUCAUACUAUAUUCACAUUUCUUCGAUUCACUAGGAAGCAUCCCAAGGCUCGCUGUCCAUUGGACAGGGAAGUGUAUGCACAAGUCAUCAAACUUUUUCUCUUAAAAGUACCAAUUACUCAAAGACUGCUCUCAUUGCUCAAACAUUUCAAUUGCUCAAGAAAAGAAUGAACCAAUAUUACAUAG